AUUACUCAGCAGCCCCCAAUAGCAUAACAGAUCCUGACAUUUUAGUGUCAUGUGGAAAUCACAUUCAACCCAUGUUUUCCAUUACGUGUCAUAUCUCAUGUUUCUGUUUUGAAUUUGUAUCUGUGAUAGUCGUAGCAAUAUUGGGUAAACAAGUUUAGAACCUGAGGAAAGCAUUUUAGCUGAGAUAUCAUUCAUAUUCCUGGCUGUAUGACACAACCCCUCCCAGUUUACCUCCCAUUUUAGCACUUGUUCUCCUUGACUUCCCUUCAUCUAAUAUAAGAGGUGGUAAGGUUGGUGUAUACCCUCAAUGCUUCCUGUCAUGCAUCCAAAAUCUCUCCUGUUGCUGCUGACCGCAUACGCAGCCCAUGGUUCACUGCAGCCCCAGGCUCUGUGGCAAUUUGGCAGAAUGAUCACGUGCACCCAGCCUGAUGUCAACCCCUUCAUGUACAAUAACUAUGGCUGUUGGUGUGGCUUGGGGGGGACUGGGACUCCCAAGGAUGACCUGGAUAGGUGUUGUGAGGUCCAUGACCUCUGCUACCGAGCGAGCAGGCAUCUUCCAGAGUGCCGUCCCAUCAUUGACGUCCCUUACAUCAAGGUGUACAUAUUCUCUUGCACGAAUGGGCAGGUCUCCUGUUCAGCUUCCAACGAUGUGUGCCAGGCCUCAGUGUGCGAGUGUGACCGAGUCGCCGCCAACUGCUUCGCCCAGUCCACCUACAACCCUGAGAACAAUAACCUGGACCCCAAAACCCACUGUAUCACCUGAGCCAAGACAAAUCCUCUGGAAGCAGUACAAACAUCUGAAACUACUGUAGAUUCACUGAAUGUUUAUGAAUCCUGUUUCAUGGAUGUGUGUCAUGUUUGCUGGAAUUGAAUUUACUGUGCCAAUUAAACUGUUGACCUAUUAAAUGAUUGAAUGGCA
Molecule: messenger RNA, 919 nt
Organism: Oncorhynchus tshawytscha (Chinook salmon)
Lineage: Eukaryota; Metazoa; Chordata; Actinopteri; Salmoniformes; Salmonidae
Product: phospholipase A2, minor isoenzyme
Exons: 4
Coding region: 308-763 (151 amino acids)
Biological process (GO): lipid catabolic process; phospholipid metabolic process; arachidonate secretion
Molecular function (GO): phospholipid binding; calcium ion binding
Source: RefSeq, a predicted model, not a curated record